Molecule: messenger RNA, 796 nt
Organism: Paramecium octaurelia
Lineage: Eukaryota; Ciliophora; Oligohymenophorea; Peniculida; Parameciidae
Source: the annotation of a GenBank genome assembly
AUGUAACUAAUUCAAUACUAAGCAAAGAAUAAAAUUGCACAUAGUAAAAUUGGUUCUUUUUGUUUUCAUAAGCAAUUAACGUAAUAUUUCAUAAUAGAAAGCUCUAUUUAACGUUCUCAGUUCUUGAAAGCAUUCUAGCAAGAACUCUUUUGGAAUUACGAAGGAAAACAGAUGGCAGUGAGAUUGUUAAUCUUUCUUGCAAUAAUCCAAAACUAUGAGGCUCUUGUUAUAUUUCGAGAUAGCUGUUAUUCUUCAUUUCAAAUUCCUUUCCUGCAUGCUCAUUAAACCAAGAAAAUAAUGGCAUAAAAGAAAAAUCUAUUGAAGCAAAUAAUCAACAAACUUAUAUAAUAUAAUAAUAAUUUAUGGAAAGAUAUCUCUUUUGUUUUGUUUCAAAGAGACUGUCGAUCUCAUAGGCAUCAGAGAAAUUCUCAAAUCCAAAGCAGGAGUGAUGAAAUGAGCAAAUUUGAAAGAAUUAUCGUCUUAUUCAAUAGGAAUUAAUUUUGCAGGAUUUUCCAAAAUAAUUGAAAAUUAUUAUUUUGAACAAUUUUUAGUUAUUGAACAUUGUAAAUUUUACUUAUCACAACAGCAUUCACCUGCAUUUUCUUACAAACACCUUCUAUUUAAAGGAACUUAAUUCUUUAAUCCAGCUAAAGUUGAGUGGAUUUGGUUGUAUGAUUGAAUCCCAAUAAGAUUGUGUAAUACAUUUGAUAUAAUAGUUAAAGCAAAUCUGUUCAACUUCGAACUGCGGGUUUGUCCCUAGUGGUAAGUCUAAUUUCUAUUAAACUCCUUAGAAUGA